Carassius auratus (goldfish) is the source of this 5228-nucleotide messenger RNA. Its product is annotated as carboxypeptidase D-like. The transcript is spliced from 21 exons. The record is from RefSeq and is a predicted model, not a curated record. Lineage: Eukaryota; Metazoa; Chordata; Actinopteri; Cypriniformes; Cyprinidae. Gene Ontology annotation, molecular function: zinc ion binding; metallocarboxypeptidase activity. Gene Ontology annotation, biological process: protein processing; peptide metabolic process. The coding region runs from base 124 to 4167 and encodes 1347 amino acids.
UUUGUUAAAGCGUUAGCAGGAAGUUCCUACCAAAAAUACCCCGACGUCAGGCUAAAGAAAGGACCUGACUCCAGGCGGACCAAUUUUAGGAUUUCAUGUGUACGUCAAGGUGCCUUCGGAAACAUGUCGGGACAGAGGAGAAGCACUCUGUGUUCAUCGCAUAAACUCUCGCUCUUGGUUUUAUCUCUGCUUGUUGUUUUUAUCAGCUCAGUUCCUCUUGACGAGCUGGAGCCUGAGACUUACAGCAAAUACUACAAUUAUGACCAACUCACUGACCUUCUCAAAAGUCUCGCCCAGAAGCACGCAAACAUCGCGAAUCUGACCAGCAUCGGCAGAUCCGUCGAAAACAGGGAGCUUUGGGUGAUGAGAGUCACCAGGGAGCCCGCUGCUGAUGGACCGGGGAAACCCAAAUUCAAGUACGUGGGCAACAUGCACGGAGACGAGACCGUGUCCCGGCAGGUUCUGAUCUACCUGCUGGAGUAUCUGCUGGAGAAGUACGGAGAGGACCCGAGGGUCACAGAGCUGCUCGACAGCACUGAUAUUUAUAUCAUGCCCAGCAUGAACCCCGAUGGCUUUGAGAAGUCUAAGGAGGGGGAUUGUUUGGGUACGGAUGAGGGUCGGAAUAAUGCUAACAACGUCGACCUCAAUAGAAGUUUCCCGGACCAAUAUGAAGAGAUAGACGUGAAUGCAGAAGAAAUGCCUGAAGUCACCGCUGUCAUGAGGUGGAUCCUGGAGAACAAAUUCGUGCUCUCGGGGAAUCUGCAUGGUGGGACCGUGGUGGCCAGUUAUCCUUUUGAUGACUCUGCGUUCCAUGAUAACGACGGCACCUAUAGCAGAUCGCCCGAUGAUGCUCUCUUCAGAUACUUGGCCCGGGUUUACGCAGCGAAUAACCCUGUUAUGAAAACUGGGCAGCCAAAGUGUGAGGAUAGCAUAAAUGAGACCUUCGAGGACGGCAUCACAAAUGGAGCAAAGUGGUAUGAUGUGGCAGGGGGUAUGCAGGAUUUUAAUUACCUGAAGGGGGGCUGUUUGGAAAUCACUAUGGAGCUCAGCUGCUGCAAGUACCCACCCUCAAGUCAACUCAAAACAGAAUGGGACAACAAUCGGGAGGCCCUGCUGGCCUACAUGGAGAAGAUUCAUAUCGGUGUGCGUGGCUUUGUCAGAGCAGCCAAGAAUGAUGCCCCUCUCGCAGAUGCUGUGAUAAUGGUUGCAGGCAUUAAUCACAACGUGAGCACUUCACGCUUUGGUGACUACUAUCGCCUGCUGCUUCCCGGCACCUACAGCUUCACCGUUUUAGCCCCAGGCUACAUUCCCAUGUCCGUGUCUGGAGUGGAGGUGACUGAGGGAAAAGCAGUUGUUCUGAACAUCACCCUUGAAGCUGAGAAUGAUGAGAAUCCAGCAACCCCCUCAAUCCCAGAGUCCCCCACUGAAACCUCAGUGAACAGCGCCAGCACAGACAGCAGCAGCAGCACCAGUGUCAACGCAGCAGCAGAUGAAGAGAAGGACUCCAGGGUUACAGUCCAGCCUCAGGACUUCCGCCAUCACCACUACAACGACAUGGAGCUGUUCCUGCAGAAGUUCAGCUCUGAGUACAGCUCCAUCACGCGGCUGUAUUCCAUCGGGAAGUCUGUGGCGGAACGUUCCCUUUGGGUCAUGGAGAUCUCCAACAAUCCUGGUGUCCACGAAUUUGGUGAACCGGAGUUUAAGUAUAUUGGUAACAUGCACGGCAACGAGGUGGUUGGUCGGGAGCUGCUCCUCAACCUUAUCGAGUACCUUUGUCGCAACUAUGGCACUGACCCUGAGAUCACCCAGCUCAUCAACUCCACACGGAUCCACAUCAUGCCUUCAAUGAACCCAGAUGGAUAUGAAGUGUCCCAGGAGGGAGAUAUCCAUGGAGUCCAGGGACGUAACAACACUAACAACUAUGACCUGAACCGAAACUUUCCUGACCGGUUCAACUUUGUCACAGAUCCCAGACAGCCAGAGACCCUUGCUGUUAUGAACUGGGCCAAAAGCUACCCGUUUGUGUUGUCUGCCAACCUUCAUGGAGGCGCUUUGGUGGUGAAUUAUCCAUUUGACGACAGUCCGGACAAUGUUAGCAGAUACAGCAAGUCCUCAGAUGAUGAUGUAUUCAGGAUGGUGGCUCUUGCUUACUCACGGGAAAACUCUCAAAUGUAUGAUGGUCACUCCUGUAAGGGAAUGGAUUCGUACCAAGAAUAUUUUAAAGAUGGCAUCACCAAUGGAGCUGAAUGGUACAAUGUCCACGGAGGGAUGCAGGACUGGAACUACAUCAACACUAACUGCUUUGAGGUGACCAUUGAACUGGGAUGUAGCAAAUACCCACCAGCAGCAGAUCUACCCAAGUACUGGGAACAAAACUGCAGAUCACUUCUACAGCUCAUCCAUCAGGUACACCGGGGAGUAAAAGGAGUGGUAAUCGACAGCAAGGAUGGAUCUGGCAUCCCCAAUGCUACAGUCACUGUGGACACGAUUAAUCACCCCGUCACAACCAGUGUUGCAGGGGACUACUGGCGCUUACUCGUCCCAGGAAAAUACCAGCUGACGGCUUCUGCCCAAGGCUAUUCCUCAGUUAGCACCUUUGUCAACGUGCCCAAGGAAGGAGUGGAGAUUGUAAAUUUCACAUUGAACCGGAUUCACAGCUACACCAAUGGGCAGACGACACAAGGCACCACGCCAGUUCUGGAUCCCAGUAUGAUUGAGUUCCAGAGCCUCAUCAAGCAGCUGUCAGGAGAAUCUGGUCUGGACAAGCUGAUCAAGGACACUCCCACCCAGAGUAGUUUCCGCUAUCGAGGCUACAGUGAGAUUUCCGAGUUCCUGCGCGGCCUCACCCUGAACUUCCCAGAGAUUACUUCACUCCAAAGUCUUGGUCAGAGUGUGGAGAUCAGAAAUAUCUGGGCUCUGGAGAUCUCCAACAACCCUAAAGUCCAAGAACCGUCUGAGCCCAAGAUCCGGUUUGUGGCAGGCAUUCAUGGUAACGCCCCUGUGGGUACAGAGCUGCUUCUGGAGUUUGCUGCCAGUCUCUGUAUUAACUACGGAAAGAAUCAAGCCAUCACAAGGCUCAUCGAUGAGACCAGAAUUGUUAUCCUGCCCAACAUCAACCCAGAUGGGCGAGAGCUAGCGAAAGAGAAAGACUGUACCUCCUCUGUUGGCAAGACCAAUGUGCGCGGCAAAGACCUUGACAAUGACUUCUUCGGUAAUGCAUCCCAGCAUGCUGCAGAACCUCAGCCAGAGACACGUGCCGUUAUGGAUCUGAUACAGGAAAGAGGCUUCACUCUCUCUGUGGCUCUGGAUGGAGGCUCUGUUUUGGUCACCUACCCAUAUGACAAACCAGUGCAACCUGUUGAAAAUGCCGAUACGCUGAAAUAUUUGGCUACUGUGUAUGCCAAUAACCAUCCUAAAAUGCAUUCGGGGGAUACUGGAUGUCCAAACAGCCAGACGGGCACCAUCCCUAAUGGUGUGCUUCGAGCAGCAGAAUGGCACAGUCACAUGGGCAGCAUGAAGGACUUCAGUGUGGACUUUGGUCACUGUCCCGAGAUCACGGUCUACACCAGCUGCUGCCUGUUCCCACAGGCUGAAAUGCUGCCAACGCUAUGGGCUGAGAACAGGAAGUCUCUUCUGAGCAUGCUGGUUGAGGUGCACAAAGGGAUUCGUGGAGUGGUCAAGGACAAGAACGGUAAGCCCAUCGUGGGUGCUGUAAUAGUACUGAAUGGUGGUGUUCGAGUCUUCACCAGUGAGGGAGGUUAUUUUCAUGCCCUUCUGGCCCCUGGUUUACACAACAUUGAAGCGGUGGCUGACGGCUACCAGCAACAGUCCCAGAAGGUGUCUGUGUCACCGUUUGAAGCAGCAAGUUCGAUUAUCAUUGAAUUUGAAAUGGAGAAUGAUAUAUUUGGCCUUCCAAGAGAAUUAGUUGUGGCCAGCGCAGCUGCUGCAAUGACAGCCUUGGUUGUGACCGCCUGCAUCAUAUGGUGCGUCUGCUCAGCCAAGUCAAACAGACAAAAAGACGGAUUCCAUCGGCUACGACAGCACCAGGACGACUAUGACGAUGAGAUCCGCUCAAUGUCUAUGGGCUCCAAAAAGUCUCUCCUGAGCCACGAAUUUCAAGAUGAGAGCGAAAGUGACGAGGAUUCGCUUUACACCAACAAACUUUGAGGACCUUACUUCUCCCUCUCCUUCCCCUGAGUCUGUCCACACUGCCUGCAGGACAAGUAGAGGGCCCUCAACCGCAAGCAGCGGUAUUUUCCAAUCUAUUAAAACCUGAGAAUCACCGUUUGGAUGUAAAAUAAAUGCUAUUUAUUUUACAUCCAUCCAGCAAAACAUUGAUUUUGCUCAUCGGCUCUCAGGCUUCCCAAAAAAGACCAGAAAUACUGUCAACUUCAGCUUCAAUAUCAAUGUAGUUGACAUGUUAUUUAUAAUUCAGGAAACUAAUUAAAAACAUAUAGUGUAUAUUUAGGCGUCAUCGUCUGAUCAAUAUAUUUGUAUGCUUUGUAUCUUCUCUUCUAAAAAAAAACCUUUAAAACAUUGGGGAUCAUUUGCAAACAAACAUAUAGUAUAUUAAAAAUGUUCAAAUGCAUUAAAGUAUGUUUCCUCCAUGACAGGAGGAGGCUUUGAUUGUGUGACACAUUGAGCAAUCUAAAACCAGCAGAACACUUGUAAGGUCUUACUGUGGGCAGGCAGCUUCACUCUGUCACUGUUAUGUGUCAGCGAAUCAUUUUCUGUAUCAUUCUACCCUUUUACGUGUACCAUUUGGAUAUAGAAGAUGUAGACUGGUGGGUCAUUGUUCAUGCUUUUAAAAGAGCAAACUAUUUCAUAUUUCACACCCUAAUUCAUAUCAUUGUGUGUCAGUCUGACCAUUCAUACAAGUCUAAUGUUAGUAAGUGAAAAAAUUCUGUUUCUAUGAAUUAUUUAGUCAUCGAUCCUAUUACCAACAAAAUUUGAAUCUAAUUUGACUUGAUAUUGAUUGUCAUGCUUGAUUGUAAAUACCUGGGUGAGUUUGAACAAAUAUGUAACUUUUCUAUGUAUGUGCUGAUGUUUCUUUCUUUUUCUUUUUUUUAUACAACAAUGAUUGUAGAUAUCGAAUUCUUGCCAACUAUAUGUAAAUGACACAAGUGCAAUUUCUCUCAAGAGUGAAAGAACUGCACAAAUAAACCUGUUUGUGUAUUAAAGGAAUGGUGUGUGAUGAGAUUUAAAUAAAAAUUUAACUUUGUUCUGAA